AUGGGUGCCCGAAUAUCUAUAAGCCAAAGGAUAAGAAUAGGCCGCGGCGUUUUCAGCAGCAGCGACCCAAAUGCUGCAACAAUUCGUGUUCUGAACGAUACUCCCUCUCCCAUCACCCUCGUAUUAUAUACGCCUGGUCAAGUGUUUACCUUGGAAAGCAAGGAAAUCGGGGCUGGGACAGCUGGAGAUAUCAUUUUUCUCAAAGCAGUCUAUGACGUUGAAGUGGUGUAUGCUGAUGAGAAGAAGAUUAUUUGGAAUGUCCAAGCCUCCGAGAACAUCAGCACCACUGCCUCCGCCAUUUUAUCAGGCGACUAUGAGGACGACAUUCCGAUCAGUAAGAAGGUGAAACUCAUAGGCAAGACCUCAUUGGUUAAAGAUUACCUGAGUGGAGGGUCACUCGAAGCAGCUGUUCAAACUUUUGGUGUUACGCCUGAUGAUCUUCUCAAGGAUGCUAUCAAGAAGAUUCCACAAGAGCAAUUUGCUCCGUUCAACUUUGAAUGUUACAUAAACGUUAACGAGACGCGUGGGAACCAAUUGUGUUCUGUGGAGGCCUAUGUGAAUCAUGACGAAUAUUCAGUAAUUGCACCAGGCAACCACCCUACUACCAACCCUCCUUAUUGCACCUUGCAUUCCGCUACAUCCGUUUGGCCCAUGAACGCCCCAGAUUACAAACGCCCCAUCUGUAUCAUGGGGUGCGAUGACGAAUUACAAGAAGCGGGUCCAGCACGACUGUUUAGUCUCGUGGGAGGCUUAGUAUCAGGAUUUGUACAUAGUUGUGAGGGAGCGACACAAAGGGCUGGUGGGAUAUUGGGAUCGCAACCUGCUUGUGCUCUUGUGGACGGGUACCUUCUCGACUUUGGGAUCAAUGGGUCGAUUCGGCUGAAGAACCCAGGAAGAGCUGGCCACAUCGCCUGGGGACUUCCUAGAUCUGGGGGUCUCCAUGUUCGCGACAUUGCUGCCAAGAGCAAUAUCUCUUCCACAAAAUUAGCUUUUUCAACGUCUCAGUCUUCAGCUAUGUUGACCUAUUCUGGUACCUUGUACACGGUAAAUCACCCCAAGCCAACUGGCCCGGUCAUGAAACCGCCCCCGGUCGUGAAACCAGCCCCAGUCGUGAAACCAGCCGUCGUGAAACCAGCCGUCGUGAAACCAGCCCAGCCCCCACCAAUUAUCACUGUCCCAGAUCAAGCGAGGAAGUCAUUGUUUGCUCUCGUCAUCGGCAUUAAUGAGUACAAAUAUGCCGAUCUUCUGAACGGGUGUAUCAAGGAUGCAACGGACGUGUGCAACUAUCUACUUCAAGACUUAAAAGUUCCCAAUUCACAUAUCCGCUUUCUGACUAACGAGAAUGCCAAGCACGCUGACAUCAUCAAGGCGUUCCUGGAAAUUCAAACUGACAAACGUAUCAAGAAGAAUGACCCAAUCUUGAUUUUCUUUGCAGGACAUGGCGACGAAACUGAUGCUCCGACUGGCUGGCCUUCUGGAAACAUAUCCAACCAGAUACAGAUGAUCAUCCCACAGGACUACUGCACCAUUCCUGCAAGGCAAGUCCAUGGAAUCCCCGACCAUACUCUCGCAGCAUUACUGAACGGAAUAGCGGAUCGACAUGGGGACAAUAUAACCGUCAUCUUCGACUGCUGCCAUUCAGGCUCCGGGACUGGAUCCCGUGGAUCGAGCACUGCACCAGGAUAUACCAGAAGCGGAUUAGCCAACCACGUCCUCUUGGCAGCAUGCACACAAAAAGAAAAAGCGGGUGACAGUCUCAAGGGUGGGCCGUUCACCCAAGCCCUCCUUCCUACUCUCAAAUCGGCGGGCGCGGAUAGACUUACGUACGCCUCUCUUCUGGAGAGAAUGGACAAGAUACCAUUCCAAAACCCCCAGUGCGAAGGGGAGAACCAAAAUCACAUCAUUUUCGACUCCAAAGCACCUACAACAGGACGUGUAUGUUUCCCUAUCAAGAUGAAGGGCUCAGCAUAUGAGAUGCAAGCCGGAUCUGCACAUGGUGUCACAGAGGGUUCUGAAUUCAGUCUAUACAACGACAGUCUCACAAUCGAUGACUCACCCUCCCUCUGUGUCUUUGUUGUUGCUUCUGCGGCUCACAUUGGCCCAUUCACCACGACGCUGACGAAACAUACAUCCAGCACUGCCAUCACCCCUCUUUCCGCAACUUCUUGCGUUUUGCAAACGAAAGCCGGGAAACUGGAGGAUCUUCUAGUGUUUGCUUCACUCGAUGAAAGACUUACCAGAUUGUAUGAGACUCUGGCGAGAAUGAUGGAAGAGUUCCAUCCUGGAAAGAGGCAAAUCCGGCCUGUCCUAGAGAAGGAAAAGGCGAGACUCGGCCUUUCGAUUGUGGACAACAGAAUAGCGUUCGACAUCCUGGACUCGCGUCUCGCAGAGUACAGCUUGACGUGUAUGCCUCAUACCGUAGCAAACGACCCGCAGGAAAUUAUUCCGGUCCUUCAUGGCGCUGCUCAUUUCUAUUGGCAUCUUAACCGCGAGGUCAAAAAUGCUCUCGUCGACACCCCCAUCGUCAUUGAAUGCAAUACCCUCAAACGCACAAGUGAUUACUCAAUUUCGGGAAAGGCAAUUUUGAAGCCGACUGGGGACAACCUCUUACAGCUUGACGGUGUCAUUGACGUCGUUGCGUCAGAGGAGACGAUGUACGGAUAUAAAAUUACUAACAACAGCGAUCGCGAUCUCUACAUCAACGCCUUUUACUUCGACAACACCGACUUUAGCAUUCAAACAUACUACCAAUCACCAACAAGCGGUAAAUUCGAAACCUACCCCACCCUCACCCAAGGUGGCGGCUCUCUCACCCUCGGCUACGGCUCUGGCGGGGUUAACCCAUUCACCUAUUGCCUAGAGGAAGGCACCAACAUUGACGUGGGGUAUUUAGUAUUCUUCAUUGCCUCAGAGAACGUCAAUCUCUCUACCAUCCCGCAGAAGACGCCGUUUGAGGGUCCGGGACGCAAGUCUGUGCAAGUGAAGCCCGCUGCGGAACCAGUUUACAGCACUUUCUUGGUGCCCAUUGUUCAGCGCCAUUAUCGGGUCCAGGGACAGUGA
This is a messenger RNA of Laccaria bicolor S238N-H82, 3060 nucleotides long. RefSeq lists its product as uncharacterized. Gene Ontology annotation, biological process: proteolysis. Gene Ontology annotation, molecular function: cysteine-type endopeptidase activity. NCBI's taxonomy places the organism in Eukaryota, Fungi, Basidiomycota, Agaricomycetes, Agaricales, Hydnangiaceae. The record is from RefSeq and is a predicted model, not a curated record. Bases 1 to 3060 code for a protein of 1019 amino acids. The transcript is spliced from 17 exons.